Closterium sp. Naga37s-1 is the source of this 429-nucleotide messenger RNA. NCBI's taxonomy places the organism in Eukaryota, Viridiplantae, Streptophyta, Zygnematophyceae, Desmidiales, Closteriaceae. The record is from the annotation of a GenBank genome assembly.
AUGAGCGAUCUCCGAGAUUCGCGGAGAGACGCCAGCGUUUUCCGCGGAUCGUUCGUUCCCCUCGUCCUCCACAUCCCCCUCGCGCUCAUCCUCUGCGCCGCUGUUCUUCCGCGCGCCUGCGGCGAUGACCCCACGUCAUGUUCCGCCAGUCAUUCUCCCCCCCAUUCCCCUGCGCGAGGCACCUGUUCUGCCUCUACUGAUGCUGACGGCUUCCCCCGCUAUGCUGCGCCGGUGGGGGAAGCGCCAGCGGGAGAAGCGCCAGUAAAGGAAGUGCAUGUGGGCGGAAAACCAGUCGGCGGAGAAGCGAGGAUUGGCGGAGCGGAAGGAGAUCCAGGGGAACGGUGUGGGAGCAGUGGAGGGGGGAGCGGAAGGGAGAUGGAGGAAGAGUUUGAUUGGCUGUUGGAUGAUGCUGACGAGGACGCGGAUGGG